AUGAUCUCCUCUUCCUCAACACCAUUCCUAAGUGAUAUCUACCUCAGAAUCAACAUCAUCUUCGGUGAAGAAGUUGCCAUCAAAUUCAAGUCCGUAAAAGCCAACCACUCCCAGCUCGAGUACAAGCCAAAGGUCUACAAGACCCUUGCUGGCGGUGUUGGCAUUCCCUUCAUACACUGGUUUGGCACCAAGUGCAACUACAAUGCCAUGGUCUUGGACCUUCUUGGACCCUCUCUAGAGGACCUUUUCAAUUUCUGCAAGCGCAAAUUCACCCUCAAGACUGUCUUGCUCCUUGUGGACCAACUUAUCUCCUGUAUUGAGUACAUCCACUCACGCAACUUCAUUCGCUGGGAUAUCAAGCCAGACAACUUUCUCAUGGGCAUAGGGAAGCAUGGCAAUCAAGUCAAUGUCAUUGACUUUGGUCUCGCGAAGAAAUUUUAUGACCCAAAGACUCACUUGCACAUUCCAUACAGGGAAAACAAGAAUUUGACCAGUACCGCUCGCUACACCUCAAUCAACACACAUUUGGGAGUUAAGCACACUCACCAUGAUGACCUCGAGGCAAGAUACUUCUUGUGUGUUGCCCUCCCUUGCCAGGGACUCAAGGCUGCAACUAAAAAGCAGAAGUAUGACAGGAUCAUGGAGAAGAAGAUGACUACUCCCAUCGAUAUCCUUUGCCACGGCUAUCCCAAUGAGUUCGGCAUUUUCUUGAACUACACUCAUGCGCUUCGCUUUGACGAUCGAAGUCAAACAGACAAGGACAGGACAUGGUACAGAGGAUCAGAAAAGCUAGAAAAGGCCUCAGAAAUGGACGGACGACCUUUGGACAACUCAGACAAGCGCGCGGCACUUUCAGAAGAUCGAAAAUACGUGUCCAACACCAACCCAAGUGUUACAACAACAAGCGCCAAUCGUACAGAUGCCACCUUUAUCCGUGUUAAUGGCUCCGUGCUUGUGCAAAAGUAUGACAUUAAGGGUUUGUGA
Molecule: messenger RNA, 984 nt
Organism: Suillus fuscotomentosus
Lineage: Eukaryota; Fungi; Basidiomycota; Agaricomycetes; Boletales; Suillaceae
Product: kinase-like domain-containing protein
Exons: 5
Coding region: 1-984 (327 amino acids)
Biological process (GO): signal transduction; endocytosis; peptidyl-serine phosphorylation
Cellular component (GO): cytoplasm; nucleus
Molecular function (GO): ATP binding; protein serine/threonine kinase activity
Source: RefSeq, a predicted model, not a curated record